Messenger RNA from Drosophila subpulchrella, 7519 nucleotides. RefSeq names its product acetylcholine receptor subunit alpha-type acr-16 (gene nAChRalpha6). The coding region runs from base 2264 to 3835 and encodes 523 amino acids. NCBI's taxonomy places the organism in Eukaryota, Metazoa, Arthropoda, Insecta, Diptera, Drosophilidae. The record is from RefSeq and is a predicted model, not a curated record. Gene Ontology annotation, molecular function: transmembrane signaling receptor activity; acetylcholine-gated monoatomic cation-selective channel activity. The transcript is spliced from 15 exons. Gene Ontology annotation, cellular component: neuron projection; synapse; postsynaptic membrane. Gene Ontology annotation, biological process: chemical synaptic transmission; monoatomic ion transmembrane transport; regulation of membrane potential.
UUGAGCGCAUUAAGUCGUUAGGGUACAACCAGACAGGACGCACUUUCCACUUUCUCCGAGAGCUGCCGCCAUUCGCCUGCCUUGGCGUGUGUGUACCGUUAGUUCAGCUGUGUCCUGUGCCCUGUGUCCUGUGCAGAGAGGGAAAUUAGCGGGGAAGCCCCAGCAUCUCGGAAUCGUAGUCAAAGUCAAAGUCAACGCAGGGAAACCAAAUCCGAAUCGAAUAGUGGUUGAACAGCUUCUUGACUAGUGAGUGCGUGAAGAAACUCCAAAAAAAAACGAAAAUACUCCAAACUCCCUCCCGCGUACAAGUGUGUGUAAGUGUCGUCUGUGCGUGUGUGCGUGCGUUUCCGUUUCCCCCAAAACUUCAGCUCGAGUGUGUUCAUCAACAAAUAAAAAUCUAAACAAAUUUAAAUCCAAACGACAACUAAAAAAUUGCAUUAAACGAUAGCCAAUUAAAAAUGUUUGCUUAAACGAACCAAGAUAAAAAUCCAAUUUAAAUAAAACUUUUUUCGUUACACUCACCACAUAAAGGCAAUAUGCAAAUAUUAAACAAAAAACACUCAGAAAAUGUUAAACAAAAGUAAAUGAAUGCAAAUUAAAAAGCACGACGAAAAGCCAAAAGCAAAUAAUAACAGCAACAAUGUGUUCAUAACUAUUAAAAACGGAAAUUAAAUAUAUAAAAAAAAAACAAAGCAAAGGCUUAACGCAUUAUGCUAAAUCGAAACCAAGCCAAUCUCAUCUGAAUCUCUACUAUCGCAUCCAUGUUUCUGCAUUCGUAUCUGCAUCUGCACCCGUACCCGCAUCCGUAAAUCUAUCUGUAUCUUUGCAUCUGCUGGGCGAAUAAGACGAUGCAGCAAACAUGCCAGCUAAAUUCGAAUCCGAAACCCAGAAUCAAUACAUCAAUCAGUCCAGCAAGCAACCAAUCAAGCAAUUCCAUCAUCAAUUUGCAACUGCCAUCAACUCAUCAACAAUAGAAACUGCAACCAGUACGACUGCAACAACAAUCCCAACUUAAAUGCCACAAAUUAAAAGCACCCAAAUUAAAGCAAAUAAAGCAAGUAAACUAAAAUAAUUCUAAAUAAUAAACCUAAAAAAUAGCCUAACACCACUCGAAGGCGAACAAAAAGCGAGUUAAAUUAAAUUUUCAUAUUAAUUAUGGAACAUUCAUCAACAAUUUUGUUGUGUUUGUUCCAUUGCAAAAACAAAAAGGUCGCCGAUUGUUUGCAGCUGCAGAAACAACAACAAGAACAACGACCACUGGGAAAUUCUACAACAACAAAAUCGACCAGAAGACCAACAACAUCAGCAGCCCAGCAACAACAACAACAGCCACUUCUUGGAGCAACAACAACUUUUAGCUUCAAUACAACAAAAUUGCUGGCUAACAUCUAACAACUGAACGAUACAACGAUACUAAACUGUAUUAACAAAGAUAAGGAUCAGCACUACCAAAAAAUCAACCAGAACAACAACAACUGCUACCUAAGGUUUCUCCAACUCUAAAAACAAUUAACUCAAAAAGAAAAUAUAAAAAAACCAUAUAAGCAAACCAGAAAAAAGUGCAAAUUAUGUAAAUUAUAGCAAAGGCAAAACGCAAAGGGAAAACCGAAAGGCAAACGAAAGAGAAUUAGUCAAAUAGAAGAGACGGAAGCAGAAAUCCAGAAAAAAUAUCUGUGACCAGGCGAAACCGGAAAUUAAAUCUGCAACGCGGAACCAAAGUGGAAGAGGAAGAGCUGGGCAGAGCCACGGAACCACAACCGCAGGAAAAUCCGAAACGAGCAGAAGGAAAACGCGUGCCAAAUAUUUGCUCCAAAAUACGAGAAUAAAAUAAUAAUCUUAAAGAGCGGCUCCAAAGAGCGUUGAAUUGAGAGAUACCAGUUUGCUGUCGAGAUAAGUAUAGUAGUUAGUUCAGGCAUCCCAUGAAGGCUACGUUGCACUGGGAACACUAAGAUCUUGGUGGCUGGACUUCGGGACCUCAGACCUUACAUUUCCAUUUCCAUUGUUGAGCUCUGACCCACACGGCGCAUUGUCUCGGUCUUUUGUGCUAAUCACCGCUAGUUGGGAGCUCCGGGAGCAGGAGCCCUGGCCAACUAUUUAGCCAAGGUGACGAGGCAAGGAUUGCCAGGCACUUUACAGCUCGACCAGACCAACACCCAUACCAACACCCAUUCCCACUGUGAAAGGAGGCGGCGGAGCAGGAGCAGGAGCAGGGGCGGGGCAGCCAUUCAACCCAAGAGCCACGCGAUACAAACCAGCCAAGGACAUGGACUCCCCGCUGCCAGCGUCGCUGUCGCUGUUUGUCCUGUUGAUCUUUCUGGCGAUAAUUAAAGAAAGCUGUCAAGGACCUCAUGAAAAGCGCCUGCUGAACCACCUGCUCUCCACAUACAACACGCUGGAGCGACCGGUCGCCAACGAAUCGGAGCCCCUGGAGGUCAAAUUUGGACUGACGCUGCAGCAGAUCAUCGACGUGGAUGAAAAGAAUCAGAUUCUGACCACAAAUGCGUGGUUAAAUUUGGAGUGGAACGACUACAAUCUGCGCUGGAACGAGACGGAAUAUGGCGGGGUCAAGGAUCUCCGAAUCACGCCCAAUAAGCUGUGGAAACCCGACGUGCUCAUGUACAACAGCGCGGAUGAGGGAUUCGAUGGCACGUAUCACACCAACAUUGUGGUCAAACAUAACGGCAGUUGUCUGUACGUGCCCCCUGGUAUCUUCAAGAGCACAUGCAAGAUAGACAUCACGUGGUUCCCAUUUGAUGACCAACAUUGCGAAAUGAAAUUCGGUAGUUGGACUUACGAUGGAAAUCAGUUGGAUUUGGUUUUGAAUUCCGAAGAUGGAGGGGAUCUUUCCGAUUUCAUAACAAAUGGCGAGUGGUACUUGCUUGCCAUGCCGGGAAAGAAGAAUACAAUAGUCUACGCCUGCUGCCCAGAACCAUAUGUCGAUAUCACCUUUACUAUACAAAUACGUCGCCGAACAUUAUAUUAUUUUUUCAAUUUAAUCGUGCCAUGUGUGCUAAUCUCAUCGAUGGCCCUCUUGGGCUUCACAUUGCCGCCGGACUCGGGCGAGAAACUGACGCUGGGCGUAACUAUACUACUAUCAUUAACAGUAUUUCUAAACCUUGUCGCCGAGUCCAUGCCGACAACGUCGGAUGCUGUUCCUCUUAUAGGAGUUACAAUUCUUCUAUCGCUCACAGUGUUUCUCAACCUUGUAGCUGAGACAUUGCCCCAAGUAUCUGAUGCAAUCCCCUUGUUAGGCACCUACUUCAACUGCAUCAUGUUUAUGGUCGCAUCGUCGGUGGUGUUGACCGUAGUGGUGCUCAACUAUCACCAUCGCACAGCGGACAUCCACGAGAUGCCACCGUGGAUUAAAUCCGUUUUCCUACAAUGGCUGCCCUGGAUCUUGCGGAUGGGUCGACCAGGCCGCAAGAUCACACGCAAAACAAUACUAUUAAGCAAUCGCAUGAAGGAGCUGGAGCUGAAGGAGCGCUCCUCCAAGUCCCUGUUGGCCAAUGUCCUCGACAUUGACGACGACUUUCGGCACACAAUAUCAGGCUCGCAGACCGCUAUCGGUUCGUCGGCUAGCUUUGGUCGUCCCACAACGGUGGAGGAGCACCACACGGCCAUCGGCUGCAAUCACAAAGAUCUUCACCUAAUUCUCAAAGAAUUGCAAUUUAUUACGGCGCGCAUGCGCAAAGCUGACGACGAAGCGGAAUUGAUUGGCGAUUGGAAGUUCGCGGCAAUGGUUGUGGAUAGAUUUUGUUUAAUUGUUUUCACGCUCUUCACGAUUAUUGCAACGGUCACUGUGCUGCUCUCGGCUCCGCACAUAAUCGUGCAAUAAGGACGCUGGAAUUAGACAAUUAAGCUACGGAUAUGGAAACGUCUGCGGAUGGGAGAUGCCUAAUUAAGUUCUUUUUUGAAAAACCAAAAACUAGCGAAGCUGCUUCGAAACAAAGCAAAAAAAAAACCACAAAAAAAUAAUACAAAUAAAAAAUUGUUAAUUACAUUUUUAAGUAAAACAAAGAGCAAAGAAAUGUCGCAAGAAAAAAAAACAGAAACGAGACAAAUUCAUGUACUAAAAAAUAUUUUAUGGACAAACCAAACAAAAAAGCAAAAAUUACUGCCGUACAAGAACCGAAAAAAGUGUUAAGUAAGCUACUCACUCACACACACACACACAAAAUUAUAAGAAUUAAGCGAACAACAAGAAGUGAAACAAAAAUUUGCAUAGGAAUAGCCAAAAGAAAGUUGGUGGAGCAGGACGAGAAGAACAACAAAGGAACAUCGCGGGACAGGACACACAAGGGUUACAUAUAUGUAAGCCCACUGACACAGACAGACCCAUCACAUACAUGUAGGUAACUGUAUGUACAAUAACAGAGUUAUAAGUUAAUUAAUAUGCUGAGUUGAUAUAAUUUAUGUACGACGAACAGACGACAGACACACACACACCUACAUAUAAGAUAUAUGAUAUAUAUAUAUAAGAGAUUGUUCCUAUGAGACAUUAGAUAUGUAUUUAAAAUGGCAACACACUCACGUACAGAGACACACAGACACUGAAGCACUUAAUUGACAAAUACAAAAACAAGGGAAAGAAUCCAUUUAUUCGUAGGAAAGGACGAAAACAGGAGAAGGACAGAAGGUUAGGGGGUAUACGUUAUGGUCUGAUGACCCUUUGUUGUCUGCAUUUUUAAGCUAUAAUAUUUUCCCUUUCUGUUUUCAUUUUGGGAUCACGUGGACCAACAAUAUUUUGUUUGAUUUCCUUCAUUCCAGUUUGCAAACAAAAUAUGAUCCCAAUGAAGAAACUUUUACGAAAACCUACUUUGGUUCGUAUCCAAUUCCGAUUAAAUUCUCACUUCCAAUUUUAUUUGCUCUUAUUUUUUCAUCCGUUGGAACGCUUUCAAAGAGUUGUUUGCAAGAUAGAUUGUAAAUGGUAACAAACUGACACAUAAUAAUGGAUAUUAACAAAGGUCUAUAUAUACAUACAUAUACUCAUAGUGAAUUGAAUUAAUUUUUAAAAGACGCAUUCACGAACACAUUGAGGAAGUAUGUUCGUUGAACAUCAUGUUUUUAGAAAAUUUAUUGUUGAAAUAUUGUAGCAAAUUGAGUAAGCAUAAAGACAAACGACCCGAGGGCGAAACAACCGAGUUAUAGUCACCAAUUAAUUAGUCAAAGUAAUAAUAAACGGAAAUCGAAAACCAGAGAAACCAGAACCGAACUAGCAAUACAAGAUGAACAGGUGUAUAUAUAUUUUAUGACACAUAUAUCACCGCAUAUAUACAUACACAUAUAUAUAUGGAUAUAUUUUUAAUAAAUCGAUACGGAAACGAGCAAAACUAAAGACACUAAGCAGAAAGGAGAAGCAAAGCGGCGCAAGAACAUAACCCCACUAAGCCAACCAACCAACCCAACUCAAUGCCACUCGAAAUCACAUAAAAGAAAAUCACAAUUUUGUUGGAAAUUUCGCAUAGUUUUCGGAUGAUUUCUCUUUGUCUAUAUCUAUGUAUAUCCCGGUGUAUUCCUAGAAACGAGCUUCGAAUUUUUUCUACUUUACUCUGCUCUCCCCUUACACAAAGCAAAACAGUGAUAUUUACGGUAUAGCCCCCAAAAAGACGAACUCAAACUCGAACACUCUUUCCGGAACCCACCUAAGAAACCUUUAAACGUGAAUGUUUUCUACACAAAAACCAAAAUCAAUGAAAUACCUACCUCCUUGUUGAAAGAGAAGAAACGAUAGUGAUUGAAGGACGAAGAAGUAUAGCAACACUGCCGAGUUAAUCGCACUCCUCUCUCCCCUUGUCGAGUAACCCAAGACCCAAUUUUUUUACGUUGUCCUGCCAAAAGAGAAUUUCUAACAGAAUUGUGUGACGAACAACAAGCUACUUUUGAUAGCCAGACGAAAAGUUUACUUAACGGAAAUAAGAUCGGCCCUAUAGCUACACCCGCUGUCAGAACGUCAGAAGGAACCCAAUCGAGUGCUGAAUCAACUGAAGGAACUGCAGAUCAGAUCUAAGCGUUAUAUGUGUAUACACUCACUUUGUAUGUUUUAUUUGCAUUUACAUUUAAAUUUAGAUUCGAUAUUUGAUAUGAGACGACUUUUACUUACGCCCAGAGCGAUGCAUAAUCCUACCGAAAACUGCUCUGUCCCCAUGAGGUUGUUGUUUUUCGAACGUUAGCCAAAUUCGAGGGCGAAUAUUCCAAUUCAAAAUCCGAUUGAAAUCGAUAUUGAGAUCUUGAGUUUAAGUAUCAGUGUGAGGAAAAUCCGCAUCAGAAUCUGAAUGCUUAUAAUAUGGAGAGAUAGAGUUGAGGAGGGUGUGUGCAUUUUAAAUUUAAUUUUUUUUAUAAUUAAUUUAGUGCUAAUCUUUGAGCAGCUAGGCGCAUAAUUAGAACUAUGUAUAUGUGUAUGGAUGUCUUUUUGAUAAAAAGAAGCUGUUUUAAAAAGCAAACCAUUUUCUACACUCUUUAAAAGAUUGAACUCUACAUGUACGAGAUUAUGUAUAAUACAAGUAAUAAUAAAAUAGCGUUAACUAGGCAAUUAUAAAAAUGAGGUGACCUGCAGAAGGAGCCAUAAACUAAGCGUCCUACAUUAGGAGAGGGCAACCUACGCGAUUACCCGAGAUAACGAUAUAAUGAGAUAACGAGAGGUGGCAAGAAAAAACUAAAACGAUAAACGAAUUUAAAAAUGAAAAUGAAAUUACCGCGAAAACCAAACUUGUAGUAAAGGAACAUGUUUUUUCAUUUGAAAACUCUACUACUUACUUACUUACUUUGCAAGUAAUAAAUAAUUUCCUCUGAUCAGAGUUACACGCAAUCGCGAAAUGCAAAAAGCUAAUUACAAAACGGUUGGUACACGCCCACACACACAGUCAGACAUGAAGCAUUCGAAUUGUUCGUAUUGUAUUACAAAAAUAAAGAAAUCCGAAAAGCAAACCGAAGAGUUCGAUUUUCGUUUCAAUUGCACUCCGCAUGUUCACCCCCAGGGCAAUUAAACAGAGUUCAACAAUAAAUAGCGCAUUAAAAACCGAUUCGAGACACUUUUUUAAACAAGGCAAAUAUAUUUAAAUUUAGCAUUUAACUAAACGACAAGAAAAACUUAGUCUAUAAACUGCAAAUGUUUAGCACCAAACUCACCCGGGCAGAAACCUACAAGCCAUCCCGAGUCCAAAUCCAAAUCCAGACCUCCGCCUGUGUCCCAAGUCUAACUACCAUCAAUUUAAAUAGCUAUUUGCAUAAUUAUUAAACCGUUACUGAAUUUCUGUCGAUUGCCAAACGCAAAAAAAAACCAUAAAAUCUUCCCAAAAAUUAUGCAUGUAAAAACAAAUGGCUAAAACAGAAAGAAAAAGAAAAAAAUUAGCAAGAAGUCUGUUGUCGAUAAGUAUUAUUGGCAGACAAAUAACUUUCGUCACAUUGACGAUAAUAAUUAAUUGUAAGCGAAAAACAAAGGAAUUAAAUGAUUUAAAUAAUAAACAAAUUAAUAUUAAAAAUCGAGAGACAUGAUUGCAACAAAAACACAAAAACUGAAUAA